Molecule: messenger RNA, 1145 nt
Organism: Lingula anatina
Lineage: Eukaryota; Metazoa; Brachiopoda; Lingulata; Lingulida; Lingulidae
Cellular component (GO): mitochondrial matrix
Source: RefSeq, a predicted model, not a curated record
UUUAAACAGCUGAAUUAGUCUGUCUUGUGACCUUGACAUUGUACACUUUCAUAAAAAUUUCAUGCACGAUGUCGGCGGUAACAAGAUUAUUUCUGUCGUCAACACGUCCCACUGGUGCACUCAAAUUCAUAAGGGCUACAUUUGCUACUCAGCCAGGGAGCAAAGAACACAUCGAAAGUCUUAUAAAAGACAAAAAACUGGUAGUAUUUAUGAAGGGCACCCCUGACGCUCCACAGUGCGGGUUCAGUAAUGCGGUUGUUCAGAUUUUAAGAUUCCAUGGCGUGAACGAAUUUGAUUCAUAUAACGUUUUACAGGAUGAAAAUGUCAGACAAGGCAUCAAAGACUACAGUAAUUGGCCCACCAUCCCACAAGUUUACAUUAAUGGAGAAUUCAUAGGAGGCACGGAUAUCAUGAUUGAAAUGCAUAAAAAUGGAGAGCUGAUUGAAGAGCUUGAAAAAAUUGGUAUUCGCUCAGAUUUAUUAGACAAUCCAGACAAACAGGCAUGAUACAUGUAGUCUGAAGCAGUGAUGGAUUGGAAGGAUGCUGUUACACAUUGUCUGGGGGACUUUAAUCCAGGUUUUCACCCCAGAGGAGGAUUAUAAUCCAUACAAACAACAUGGCAUGCAUUAGGAAUGACAAAUCUGAAAAAGAGAGAGAUAUUUGACUUGUUUUUGAACAAGUGUAAGAGAGGAUUGGUUUCUCACCCACAGAUUUUAAUUUAAUAAAAAAGGAGUAUGUCUGAACACUGAACAUAAUUAUUGAAACAAUAAAAUAGAACAAUCUGCAAAGAUUAUGUAAUCCAAUACUCACAGCAAAGACACCUGGAUAGCCUGAACAGCAUUGUUUAAUAGUAAUUAUGUGUUAGUAUUGUUACUCUUAUUUGUUCCUUAUAUAUUUUAUUUUAUUAAGACGGCAUAGACAAACUGAAGUAGCACAAGUGUACUAACAAACAAAUGCAUGUUAUUAAUCUCAUUUUAAUGCCAAUAUGGUGUUUAUAGAUUAAAAUGAAAUUGCAUUUUAAAAAGCACAUUAUAUAAAUUCCAUUUUUGUAAGGCUUCAUAACUUGGGAGGUUUUAUGGUUUAAAAAAAAACAGGGUUAAGGAUUUUCAAGGAAACAUAUGAAGUAAAUGCGCUUUAGUUAAAAA